Molecule: messenger RNA, 1156 nt
Organism: Rubroshorea leprosula
Lineage: Eukaryota; Viridiplantae; Streptophyta; Magnoliopsida; Malvales; Dipterocarpaceae
Source: the annotation of a GenBank genome assembly
CCUUCAAUAGACGACUUCAAUCCAUUCAACUAUGGUAGCCAUUAUUGCUCUGGUUUUUACCAUUAUCUUCUUUCCAUUUUCUUCUCCUGUUAGUGCACUGAGGUCGAAUUACUACGACAAGACAUGCCCUCAUCUCGAGCAGAUUGUCAAUUCUACUGUCGAGAAAGCCAUGAAAAAUGAUAACAAAGUAGCUGCUCGACUACUUCGAAUGCAUUUUCAUGAUUGCUUUAUCAGAGGUUGUGAUGCCUCUGUUCUGCUGGAGAAAAAAGGGAACCACAAAGCAGAAAAAGACGGACCUCCCAACAUUUCAUUACGUGCAUUUUAUGUUAUUGACCAUGCCAAGGAAAAGGUGGAAGCUCUAUGCCCAGGAGUCGUUUCUUGUGCUGAUAUCCUGGCUCUGGCUGCAAGGGAUGCAGUUUUUCUGUCUGGUGGACCCACUUGGAAAGUGCCCAAAGGAAGGAAAGAUGGAAUAAUUUCAAAGGCAGAUGACACCAUACUGCCUCCAUACCCCUUGCCAUCCCCCAAAUCCAAUAUAUCUGAGCUAAGGCGGAAUUUCUCCGAAAGAGGCCUCUCCUUAAAAGAUCUGGUUGCACUUUCAGGAGGUCAUACCCUCGGGUUUUCUCAUUGUUUUUCAUUCCAAGAUAGAAUCCACAAUUUCAAUGACACAUUGGACAUUGAUCCUAGUUUGAAUCCAUCCUUCGCCAACAGUUUAAGAAGCGAGUGUCCAAUGCACAACAAGAACAGGAGUGCUGGAAGUGUCCUUGAUUUCACCCCCUUUAAAUUUGACAAUAUGUACUACAAGUUGCUUCUUCAGGGAAAGAGCAUCCUCACUUCGGAUCAAGCUUUACUCACAGAUAAAAGAACUAGAGCAUUGGUUGUAAAAUAUGCAACGUGCCAGGAAGAAUUUGAGAAGGCAUUUGUGAAGUCCAUGAUCAGGAUGAGUAAAAUCCGGGGUCAUGGACGACAAGAGAUCAGGCUGAACUGUAGAGUUGUUCGGUGAAUUUUAGCCGUCCGUCAAGAAAUUAAUUAUAUACAAUUAUAAUUUCCCUUUUAGGAUUUCAAAUGAAAUGAACCCUGUUUGAUGUGCCUUUCUUGACUUCCUACUUGUUUAAAAAGUGAAUCAGUGGUGUCAGUUGAUUAAAUUGGUUUUGACUAG